Danio aesculapii is the source of this 4008-nucleotide messenger RNA. RefSeq names its product F-box protein 41 (gene fbxo41). The record is from RefSeq and is a predicted model, not a curated record. Lineage: Eukaryota; Metazoa; Chordata; Actinopteri; Cypriniformes; Danionidae. The coding region runs from base 335 to 2752 and encodes 805 amino acids. Gene Ontology annotation, molecular function: protein binding. The transcript has 13 exons.
CGCUCGUGACGUCAUCCUGCUGGAGCGGCUGCUGGGCACGGGCGGAAAAUGGGCACAGAUCUGCGAGCACAAAAGGCUUGGACCCUGAUGAAGACGGAUUAAGUGCCAGGAAGAGGUGUAACAGCAGUCAAGACCUCAUUGAAGAACUAAUUCAAGAAGUUGUGACUCGACGGAGCAUGUGCGAUGAUCCACUGUUCCUGCUCAGCCCGUAGCAAACCCAGCAUGUCUGAGAUGAGUGAUCCUUUGUGCUGCCUGGCCGUCCUCCUUGCCCGCUCCUUGCAGCGAUAGGUGGCGUGAGCAGAUUGCUCCAUCCUGGCAGCCACGGGAGCGUGGAAUGGCCUCUUUGGACCUGCCAUACCGUUGUCCUCGCUGUGGGGAACACAAGCGCUUUCGAAGCCUGUCCUCUCUACGCGCCCAUCUGGAAUACAAUCAUACCUACGAGACCCUGUAUGUGCUGUCCAAGUCCAACAGCGUAUGCGAUGCCGCAGCGCUGCUCCCGCUAGUGGCUGAGGGAGCUCUCACUGCCGAAUCUCGUUUUCCGUACCGCGAGCUGCCCUGCUCUGGUGAAGAGUUUGGCCUUGCACCCUCGUCAACCGCUUGCUACCUGCCCAAUGUGGAGUUUCCCCUGGGGGAGAUCCUCGUGAAGACAGCCAUGAGCUCCGGCGACGCCUUGUCCUCCGCAGGGAACAACGCCGUGGCAGUGGCCGCUAAUGUGGCCGCUAGUGCGGUGGAGGCGGCUUACGAGGAAGGCCUGGCUCGGUUGAAAGCCCGAGCUUUUGAGAGACUUGAGCUGGACGAGAGGCUCGAGAAGCUAUCAGAGGAGGUGGAGCAAAAAAUUUCAGCAAGAGUCAGUCGUCUGCAGGCCGAGUUGGAGAGGAAAAGCUCCGAGCUGGAAAAGGCAAAGCUGGAGAGCGAGAGGCUCAGUCAGGAGAAGCAAGACCUGGAGGACAAGGCCACAGAGCUUUCACGGCAAGUGGACGUGUCUGUGGAGAUGCUGGCCAGCCUUAAGCAGGAUCUGGUUAACAAGGAGCAGGAGCUCUCACACAAACAACAAGAAGUGUCCCAGAUUGACCAGUUCCUACAGGAAACAGCUGCUCGUGAAGCCAAUGCUAAACUGCGUCUUCAGCAGUUCAUCGAGGAGCUGUUGGACCGGGCCGAUCGCGCUGAGAAACAGCUCCAGAUAAUCAGCAACUGCGGCACAACCCCAAACGGCAGCCUGGGACACUGCAGUCUGGGCUCCAAAUCUAAUGGACGACAGAGAAACUCCAGUCUGUCUGGUGCAUCCAGAGGAAUGUACCAAGUGUCGGAUCGACGUUCUUCACCCAGUACUGCUGCGUCAGUGCGAGGGAAGUCUGUGUCCCAGGGCUCCGGAGGUUAUGACAGUGACAGUGUGGAUCUCCAUGCUCUGGAGGACUGUCCUGAUGCCCAAUACUACCAUGUGCAGUGCAGACUCGGGGAAGGAGGAGGCGCAGGGUAUGAAAGAGCGGCUGGCUCCCGGAGCUGGGGUCUCCGCAAACAGGCCAUCCAGAACUGGCAGCGUCGACCGUACCGCAACAGCAUGGAGGGAGAGGAGGGGGACGUGUCUGACGUGGGGUCCCGCACAACAGAGUCUGAGGCAGAGAUGUGGGAGCAGGACAGGAGAGCAGACAGCAGUCAGCACGCGGGACACCGUGGAGGAUACAGGCUGCCUACAGGUCGCUCUGAAGGAGGGUACAAGGGGUCCCGUCAUGAGAAAAGCCCAUCUAAAGGCAGCGAGGUGAUCAGUCCAGAGGUGCUGAAGAUGCGUGCCGCUCUUUUCUGUAUCUUCACCUACCUGGACACAAAGACGCUCCUGCGGGCAGCCGAGGUGUGCAGAGACUGGAGGUCUGUAGCUCGACACCCGGCCGUCUGGACCAGAGUCCUUCUGGAGAACGCCCGCAUCUGCUCCAAGUUUUUAUGCACUCUGUCUCAGUGGUGCACACAGACACAUUCCCUCAUCCUCCAGAACCUCAAACCUCGACAGAGGGGCAAGAAAGAGACGAAAGAGGAGUAUCUGAAGAGCACACGUGGAUGUCUGGAGGAGGGUCUAGAGGCUUUGUUGAAAGGCACUGGCAGUAAUCUUCUCAUCCUGAAGGUGUCACAUUGUCCAAAUCUACUGACUGAUCGCUCUCUGUGGUUGGCCAGCUGUUACUGCAGAGCGCUACAAGCUGUCACAUACAGGAGUGCGACAGACCCAGUUGGACAGGAGGUUAUCUGGGCUCUUGGAGCUGGAUGCAGAGACAUCAUUUCACUUCAGGUGGCACCUUUACAUCCAUGUCAGCAGCCAGCACGCUUCAGCAACAGGUGCCUGCAGACCAUUGGCCGAUGCUGGCCACACCUACGCGCACUGGGUGUGGGUGGAGCUGGCUGUGGCAUACAAGGAUUGGCUUCUCUGGCAAGGAACUGCAUGCGGCUGCAGGUGCUGGAGUUGGAUCAUGUCAGUGAGAUCAAUCAGGAAGUGGCUGCUGAAAUGUGCCGGGAGGGACUGAAGGGCCUGGAGAUGCUGGUGCUCACAUCCACUCCUGUUACUCCUAAAGCCCUGCUUCACUUCAAUAGUGUGUGUCGUAACCUGAAGUCUAUUGUAGUCCAGAUAGGUAUAGAAGACUACUUUGAAGACCCCAACAGUCCCGAGGCCAGAAAACUCUUUGACGAAAUGGUGAACAAGCUGCAGGCACUCAAGAAAAGACCUGGUUUCUCUAAAAUUCUCCACGUGAAGGCCGAUGGCUUGUGCUAACUCUGCUGUGUCCAGGCCAGAGCCACAAAAGGUUCACUAAAUAUUUCAGCCUGAUCGAGUCAUUCUCUCCUCGAUCAAAAGGAGAAGAAUCAAACACUUCUGCUUCAGUUUGAACCCUAAACACCAGUCCACCACACUACGAUGGGCGUAUUUGUUGGCUUUGACUUGACGCAACCAAAUAGAGGAGUCUGUAAAGAUAAAACAAAACAAACUCUACGUGAAGGCAUUAUUACUUGCCAUGGAUGCCAUUGCAACAUCCAAGACCCAAUGGGUUUUCUCCUACUUGCCAAACACUAAACUUAAGAUCUCAGAGAACGUGAAGUCUCUUGGAGGGAGAAGUUUGACCUGUAACAAAAUAUAUAUAUAUAUGUAUGUGAAAUCCAAGCAGCACAAAUGUAAAAUGCACAUGGGUAAGUUAAUUAUGUGGGAGUGUGUGAUUAGUUUGAUUGUUUCAACAAAUCGUCCAUUAGUCGCCAAUUCGAACGCUGAACUUGAUGCGUCGGCCAGCCAUAUUACUAGAACAAUUUCAACAUUACAUGAUCACCAGCUUCAGACAUGGCUUUCUGAGAGCCUUACUUGGGUGCCGUUUCUCCUCAGAAACUACUAAUAUCUUUUGUCUAGAAGAACGAGUUCAAGCCAAGCGAAGAAGCUAGUAAACACAAGUUCUGCUGCCACUUUCAUGUCAGACCCUCCAGGCUUCAGCUGUAUUUUUUUAUAACCAGGGUUUCUCUGCAAAGGAUUGUUUCUCUUUGGAUAUGUUUUUGCCAAUGCCUUCUCCAUACCGUGCCAUUCAUAGCUCCGACAUUUUGUUUUAAGGUUGGAUUUUGGUCAUGCCAAAAUGAGCCAUUGGUGAAGCAGUGAAGCCUAUAGGUGUUGGGUCAUACCCUAUAAGAUGUGUGCUUUUGUAAUUUAAGGGCAAAUUCAUGUCGUGAUGGAUAGAAACAAGCUCAUGGUGCUGUUUCAGUGUUUGCCUACGUUUUUUACUUCAGAACUCGACAUUUUCAUCUCCUUCAUCACUGUUUAAACUUUUGAGGAUUUUCUUAGGAGGUCAAGAUAGUGCCACUGAAUAUGAUCACUUCUUCAUUUGGACUGAUGAUUUCCAUCAGUGUUAAGUUAGCGUAAUCCUAUAUUAUUAUUUAGAUUUUUGUUUUUCUAUAGUCAUUUUAAUUGUUUAAUUUAAUAGUUUUUUAUUUCUGCAUUGUUUAUUUUCAGUUUUAGUUGUUUAAUUAGAAAUUAAACUAAACGAAAGUGAGAUU